UUUGUUCGCUGUAUUGCUCCAGCCGCUCCUUCGUGCGUUUCGAUAGCUCAGCCCUGCCGCCGUCUGAAGGUCGAAGCUCGAUUGCUCCAAGGAAAAAAUGGUAUUUUUAGGGUAAGCUAUAGUACCCUCCGUGGAAGGCAGAAGGCUGCGAGGAGCUUGAUCUGCGUUGGAAUCUCGGAGGAUUAAUGGGCAUUUUUAGGUUUCAUCAAUACCAAGUGGUUGGUCGUGCCCUUCCAACCCCAAGCGAUGAGCAUCCAAAAAUUUAUCGCAUGAAGUUAUGGGCUACUAAUGAAGUCAGGGCAAAAUCCAAGUUCUGGUACUUCCUGAGAAAACUAAAGAAGGUGAAGAAAAGUAACGGCCAAGUCCUUGCUAUUAACGAGGUUCGUUCUUGUCUUAUGUCUUUCGGUUGAUUGUGGCAUUGAAAU
Messenger RNA from Dendrobium catenatum, 425 nucleotides. Its product is annotated as 60S ribosomal protein L18a-like. Gene Ontology annotation, cellular component: ribosome; cytosolic large ribosomal subunit. Bases 186 to 410 code for a protein of 74 amino acids. The transcript is spliced from 3 exons. Lineage: Eukaryota; Viridiplantae; Streptophyta; Magnoliopsida; Asparagales; Orchidaceae. Gene Ontology annotation, biological process: translation. The record is from RefSeq and is a predicted model, not a curated record. Gene Ontology annotation, molecular function: structural constituent of ribosome.